Mustela erminea (ermine) is the source of this 3345-nucleotide messenger RNA. RefSeq names its product potassium calcium-activated channel subfamily M regulatory beta subunit 4 (gene KCNMB4). Gene Ontology annotation, biological process: detection of calcium ion; potassium ion transport. Gene Ontology annotation, molecular function: potassium channel regulator activity; calcium-activated potassium channel activity. Lineage: Eukaryota; Metazoa; Chordata; Mammalia; Carnivora; Mustelidae. The record is from RefSeq and is a predicted model, not a curated record. Bases 674 to 1306 code for a protein of 210 amino acids. Gene Ontology annotation, cellular component: voltage-gated potassium channel complex; membrane. The transcript has 3 exons.
ACUCGGGUUCGGCUCUACCGAUCCUAAGCUUUCAUCUCAGACGCUUCUUCAAGGGAGAUUUAAGGAGGAUCUCAAGCGCCAGCCGCCGCUCCCCCCGGUGCUCGCCCGCCCCUCGCCCACGGGAGACGUCUCCGGGGCGGGCGGGGCGGAAAGGCCCCGGGCGGCGGCGGGUGGGGCCGGGCGGAGCCGCCUCCCGCACGGGGGAGCCCCCGGGCUCGGCCCAGCUCAGCCGCGCCUGCCCUCGGGGCAGCUGCCCGAAGAGCCGGAGAAGCUGCCGGCGGGCGAUGGAGACGGGAAGACACCGGGCGAGAGGAGGCGGGGUGGGGGAGGCGGGGAGAGCGCGGGGGCGGAGGCUGGCAGGGGGCGCUGGAGGCAGGAGCCGCCCGUGCGCUCCUCGCGCCCGAGGGUGCAGGAGGCUCUGAAGCAGCGGUCGCACCGCGAGCCUCCGGGGCCCGGCUGGCGGCGGGGCUGGGGGCGGCGGGGGGGGGGGCGCUGCCGCCGCCGGGGGCGUCGCCGGCCUCGGCCCCUUUGUUCUCGCGCGCUCCCCCUCGCCGCCCACUCCCCUGCUGUCGCGCGGCGGCGGCGGCGGCUCCUCCCGCCCGAGGCAGUCGGGCUCGGCGCCGGGGGCGGGAGGGGGCGGGGGGAGCGCGCCAGCCGCCCGGAGUGGGGGGCGAUGGCGAAGCUCCGGGUGGCUUACGAGUACACGGAAGCCGAGGACAAGAGCAUCCGGCUCGGCUUGUUUCUCAUCAUCUCCGGCGUCGUGUCGCUCUUUAUCUUCGGCUUCUGCUGGCUCAGUCCCGCGCUGCAGGAUCUGCAAGCCACGGCGGCCAACUGCACGGUGCUGUCGGUGCAGCAGAUCGGCGAGGUCUUCGAGUGCACCUUCACCUGUGGCGCCGACUGCAGGGGCACCUCGCAGUACCCCUGCGUCCAGGUCUACGUGAACAACUCGGAGUCCAACUCCAGAGCGCUGCUGCACAACGACGAGCACCAACUCCUGACCAACCCCAAGUGCUCCUAUAUUCCUCCCUGUAAGAGAGAAAAUCAGAAGAACUUGGAAAGCGUCAUGAAUUGGCAACAGUACUGGAAAGAUGAGAUUGGUUCCCAGCCAUUUACUUGCUAUUUUAAUCAAUUUCAAAGACCAGAUGAUGUGCUCCUGCAUCGCACGCAUGACGAGAUUGUCCUCCUGCAUUGCUUCCUCUGGCCCGUGGUGACAUUUGUGGUGGGUGUUCUCAUUGUGGUCCUGACCAUCUGCGCCAAGAGCCUGGCAGUGAAAGCAGAGGCCAUGAAGAAGCGCAAGUUCUCGUAGAGGGGAGAAGGCUCAUGGGAAGCAAAGCCCAGAAGCUGCACCCAUCGGCACACAUCUCCCUGCAGAGCCUGCUUCCUGGCGCAGGAGAUGGAAGGGGCUAUGCGAGGUCUCUGAGAGGCUCCAGCCUCGAUGGCAGCGGAAACAGGCACAGCUGGAAGACUCAGGACCGCAUAGAUUGUAUGCCAUGUGUCGUAGCGAUGGCUAAGGGGUCAAGCUCUUAACCUAAUGGAGUAGCCAUUUCAGAAAACUCUAUAAGAAGUUAAUUUUCUUUGGAAAGUAACAGUAUAUAAUUGUACAGUGUAGUAUACAAACCAUUAUGAUUUAUGCUGCCUAAAAAUAUUAAAAUAGAGUGGUCUGUGGUUUGGGUUUUUUUUCUUUGUUUUUGUUUGUUUGUUUGUUUGUUUUGUUUUGUUUUAAUUUCCUUUUUUAUGCUUGGAACACCAGGGUUUAAAAAAAGGGUAUCAUGGGCUUCAUUUGAUUCUGCUAGAUUCAGCUUGUACUUAGAGAUAAGGAACCCCGCACAAGUCUUGAUCUCACAGUACGAUCCCCACUUCCCACUGUUAAAGACUACCUUUUGACUCCUGCUUGAAAAAUGAGAAGUGCACUGUCAACUCAGUCUUCAGUCAUUUCCAUGAGUCUUCAUCAAGGGAUCCUCAAAGAUUGGGAAAAACCUCUCCUCCAACACUUGCCUUUGGCUCCCCAUUAUUUGUCACCCGAUUAUUUCUUAAGAGAGAGAGACAGUUCUGAACAAGAUCUUCCCUAGCUCUGUGCCCCUUUAGUCCCGUGUCCCUGUUGUGUUUGAUGGAUUUUUCUCUCGGCGCAGCCGAAUGUACAUGAUGUGAAGGACACUUACUUUUCAGCUGCUGUUUUUGUUCCUUUCUUCUUUGAGGCCAGAAAGAAAUAUUCAAAAUCCGUUCAAGUAUUUUGUUUUUAUUUUCUUUGUUCUCGCCCUUGAUGUUGUCGGUAUUAAAACGAGAACGUCACGGCAGUAGGGUCAGUUGGCUUGGCCGGACCCGGAGACUUACCCCGGCACCCACCCCUGCCAUCCCUGAGCUGCUUGCACCUUUCUCAGAAGUUCAUGGAAGAGACCAUACUGCUUUCCAUCUGUCCAUAAACUCAGAUUCCAAACAUCAGUUCCAGGUCUCCGUGAAUAUCACACCAACCCAAGUAUUCACCAGGUAGAAUCAAACCUCUGUUAGAGGAGAGGUCCACUUUUAGUGAAGGAACAACUGACAACCCGAUUUCUUCUCUUAAGUCUUCCAACAUGCUUCUGUUAGAAUAAAGGCAACUUAAGGACAGCACUUGCUCAGGGCUCUCAGAAAGACAUAUUAGAGGAAUGACAAUCUCCUGACUUUUUAUUCACAUCCUGCUGUUUCCUUAAUUUUAGAACACAAGUCACUGAGAGCAGCCUAGUCUCCUAUGGAAGGGUGCUGGACGAGUAUGAUCCUUUUUUCUAACCUCGUGUUACAAGCUGCCCUGUGAAAAAGGCCUUGAGCACGCUGUCGAUGACGACCUUUCAGGUGGCUCUGGUCCCUUGACUUCUGUGCUGGCUUUCUCUUGCAGCAUCCGCAUUGUCUUAGCAACACCGUGAUCCCUUAGGAAACACUGUUAUUUGAGAAUUGGAACCUGAGAAUAUCAUCAUCUUUGCACCACAUAGUGGGAGAGGAAGUCUACUCUAGCCAUUAUAUCUUAAUCCAAUAACCUCUGAUUAAUUAAUUACAGAGAAUAGAUCAAAAUAGUGCAGGGAUAUAUGUGAUGUGUUGGGAAAAAGAGAAAUGGAUGUCUACUGAUCUGAGUUUUCAUGUAUCUUUGUGAACACUCACAGGUUUAUGUUAAUGAAGGCCUCUUUUGACUCAAGGAGUAUACAUACCAGUAUCCUGUAUCCUGUAUGUUGGCUUUUGGAAAAGAGGAGAAACACGCUGAAUUCCUGAGGUCACCUGUAGCUUUAAGGUCUUACUUGAUUCUAGCUAGUUACGUUUGAGUCUCUUUAUACUUGUCCUUAAAGCUAAAAUCCAGAAGAAUAAGGAAAGGCCAUUUUU